GGUUUCCCAUGAUGCAAUGCGUAUCUGUCAUGGCUGCUCACUGUUGCUUCUCACUGCACAUGGGUUGAAAUUAACAAAUGUAUACAAUUACAUUGAAAUAGGCUACAUUACAGCAGUAAGGAUAUAUAUUGACAAUUACGCCGAUCUUGGUUGGAAACAGUAUUGACGUCUUUGUACGACUGUUACAAAUCACAUUUUGAGAUGGUGCGGGAAGCUGAGAUUCCCGUGCUCCGAGGUUUUCUGAAACCAAGCGAGGCAACGGAAUGGAAGCAGAAUGUUUUCAGCUCUGCAGAGGCGGGUCCCCUGCUGCAGUCCCUGUUCGAUGGAGACUUUGAGGCGGUGCUGCUGAGUCCUCAAGUCCUGGACCUGCUCGGUGGUGGAGACGGCAGCGAUAGAGAGUCCAUCGAUGCCUACCUGGAGAGACGGGUCCUGGCCUACCUCAACGACAGCACACAGGAGGACAAGGCUGACCGGGAGAAUGCCUUGCUGGCUCUGGCGGUGGCCUGCUUGCACCUCUUUGCCCAGAGUAACUGGACGGGUCCACCUGUCGCCAUCCAUGUCCCUGACCUGCUUCCUCCGGCCCUGCUCAUCUCCCUCACUGAGCCUGGGGCCCUGACCUCAGCCCUGCUCAGCAGUCUUCUCCUGGAUGGAGAGUCGGUGUACUGCCUGGUGGGGAAUCCCUUCCUCCUGCUGCUGGCCAGGGUCCUGCUGGUCAACUGCUCUGCCAAGCUGGAUAGCCUCCAGCUGCUGCCAUGGUGGACCCUGCGCUACGUGAGCCUACACCAGCAGGUCUUGGAGGAGCGCUCUCCUCAGCUCCUCAGCCUGGCCCAAAGCAGCAUAAAGAAAGUAAUGAAGUGUGAGUCUCUGUUCUCUGAGGGAACCCUCCGGAACCUGUCCAUCCAGUUCCACCUGGAAUGUGGCUACACGUCUCUGACCUACUAUGAGUACAACCCAGCCAAGGAGCACUUUCAACGGGCCAAGGAACUCUCUGGCCUAGAUAUGAACAUGAUAGGUGCUCUGGGCAAACGGACUCGUUUCCAGCAGAACUUCCUUGCCCAGCUGAUCCUGGAUGUCAAGCGUAAGGAAGACAUCCCAGCCCCUGAGCCAGACAGUGAGCUGACCCUCUCCCCCACCCCACUGGCCAGCCUGCCCAAGGACCAUGACCUCAGUGAUGACACUGUGUUGAACCAGAUCAACCUUGCUGAGCCUGGACAGUACCAGAUGCCGGACCUCAGCGGUGAGGAGCAGGCCGUAAUCCUGGGAAUCUGCACUGAUUUCCAGAAAAACAACCCAAUCCAUAAGCUGACUGAAGAAGAGCUCCUGGCCUUCACCUCAUGCAUAUUGUCUCAGCCCAAGUUCUGGGCGGUGGAGGUGACAGCACUGUGUCUAAGGACCAAGCUGGAGAAGGGCAGCUCUCGGCGGGUGGAGAGGGCCAUGAUGCAGACACAGACUAUAGUGGAUUACUUUGAGGAGAAGAGCUGUCCUGUGACGGAGCGUCUGAAACUCUUCUACUGCUGCCAAGCUCCUCCCAGAUGGGCUGUCCAGAAGCAGCUCGCCAGCCUGCUGACAGACCUGGGCUGCACGAGCUCAGCCCUGCUAAUCUACGAAAAACUGGAGCUGUGGGAGGAUGCUGUCAUCUGCCUGGAGAGGAUGGGCCAGCAUGGCAAGGCAGAGGAGAUCCUGCGUAGGGAGUUGGAGAAGAAGGAGACCCCCAGUCUGUACUGCCUGCUGGGCGACGUGCUGCGUGACCAGCAGUACUACGACCAGGCCUGGGAGCUGUCGAACCAUCGCAGCGCCCGCGCCAUGCGCUCCAAGGCCCUGCUGCACCUCCGGGCCAAGGACUUCCAGCAGUGUGUGGAGUGCUUCGAGAAGUCACUCCGCAUCAACACCAUGCAGCUUGGGGUGUGGUUCUCCCUGGGCUGUGCCUACUUUGCCCUGGAGGGCUAUGAGGGUGCUGCCAAGGCCUUCCAGAGGUGUGUGGGACUGGAGCCAGAUAACGCAGAGGCGUGGAACAACCUCUCCACGGCCUACAUCCGCCUGAGACAGAAGACGAAGGCUUUCCGCACCCUGCAGGAGGCUCUGAAGUGUAACUACGAACACUGGCAGAUCUGGGAGAACUUCAUUGCCGUUUGCACCGACGUGGGAGAGUUCGCAGAGGCCAUCAAGGCCUACCAUCGCCUUAUGGACCUGAGGGACAAGUUCAAGGAUGUGCAGAUUCUAGAGAUCCUGGUGCGAGCGGUGGUGGAGGACAUGACAGAUAACCAUGGCGACCAGGCGUCAUCUCUGCGGGCCAAGGUCCAGGAGCUCCUGGGGCGCGUCACGUCUCGCCACAGCACUGACGCUGAGAUCUGGCGUCACUACGCCCUGCUCUACGGAGACGGCCACAGCACCAGGCCUGAGGACAACGAGAAAGCUUUGCAGUUCCUGUCCAAGGCCCAUCGCUGUGAGGUGCAGGUCAGCGGCUGGGAGAAAGACACUGGGACCUUCAAGGAGGUGAUAAGGAGAGCCAUAGAUCUUGCCAACGUGACCCUCAGCUGUAGUAAAAAGAAGAGUAACCCCCAGGAGGCAAUGCAGAUGUUGUCCUCCACUCGUCUCAGCCUGAGAAGCCUGGCAACCAAAGCCAAGCAACUGCACACAGAUGUUGCUUCUGGGGAGAUCCAUGGCGACCUGAUUGAUCAAGUCAAAGAGCUGGAACAGCUUAUCAUGGAGCUGCAGGACCAGAGUGGCCAGCUGCGCAGCGAAUCAGCAUGAAUGCCUCAGUAUAGACACACCUCUAAGGACCUCCUACAGUAAACUUGUCCCAGAGCAGACAUGGCUCCUAGGGACACUGUCAGGUGACCUGCACCCCUCACCCUGGUCCUUACCAAGAGUACUUUAGACGCUUUUACAGGGAAGAAGAGAUGCGACUAACUGUAAAGGACUGUGAUACACCUCGUAUGUACUAAGGGUAAUUUGGUAUAAUUCCCCCCUUGAGGCGUGUAGUGUAAAGCAUGGUUAAGGAAUGCUAGCUCAACCCAGCAGGUCAUCAAAAAGACACCUUCUCUGCGGAAACUAUAGAAAUCAGGAAAUGUAUACAUUCAUAAAUUGUACAAAGAUGAAGCCUUAUGAUCAUAGAACCAAGCUUGCCUUGUGAGAAUGUAUUAGUCAUAACUCCCCCCCCCCCCCCCAAAGCUGGACUCCCACAGGCGCAGUGAGAGCUCUGCAGAUGAGAAAUGUAAAAAUGUGAAGCAGGACAGGCAAGUGUGGACCUUCAUCACCGGGGAAGCACUCGGCCAUGAAAGUAUCACCUCGCCUCACUCACACAGGACAGACACCAUGGAGGCAGCCCCCGCACAGUACAGCUAUCUCAUCAUCAUCAUGCCUCGGGCCCCAGGGGCUACAGACAGAUCCUACCAUCUUCUCCUCAUGGAUUUUCUCCCAAAUAAAAAUGACCUUGACAUUGUCUUUGUUUUAUCAUACUUGUUGUUUUAUUGCUAUCGUAGAAAUGUUUUUCUUUGCCUGUGCCUCUUUGUCAUGGACUGUGUCUCUGCCUUGCAUUGGAGGAAAGGCCUACAGUGUAGGUGACUUAGGGAGGAAAUUACUUUUAUACGAGUAUAUAUGGACAUGUGUUAUAGACUGAGUACACCAAACCUUUUGCCCUCAGAACAGCCUCAAUUCGUCGGGGCAUGGACUCUACAAUGUGUUGAAAGCAUUCCACAUGGAUGCUGGCCCAUGUUGACUCCAAUGCUUCCCACAGAUGUCCUUUAGGUGGUGGCCCAUUCUUGAUACACACAGGACAUUUUUUAGUGUGAAAAACCCAGCAGCGUUACAAUUCUUGAUACAAACCAGUGCGCCUGGCACCUACUACCAUACAUCGUUCCAAUGGACUUGCAUUUUUUGUCUUACCCAUUUACCUUCUGAAUGGCACAAAUACACAAGCCAUGUCUCAAUUGUUUCAAGGCUUAAAAUUCCUUCUUUAACCUGUAUCCUCCCCUUCAUCUACACUGAUUUGAAAUGGAUUUAUCAAGUGACGUCAAUAAGGGAUCAUAGCUUUCACCUGGUUAGGCUAUGUCAUGGGAAGAGCAGGUGUACUUAAUGUUUUGUAUACUCCGUGUAUGUCAUAGCUGUAGUUCUUUCAUGAAAUUUGAUUUGAUGUUAUUGACUCCCUGUCAAAAUAAAGGUCAUAUGUUAUAAAAA
Messenger RNA from Salvelinus fontinalis (brook trout), 4176 nucleotides. RefSeq names its product tetratricopeptide repeat domain 27 (gene ttc27). Gene Ontology annotation, molecular function: protein binding. NCBI's taxonomy places the organism in Eukaryota, Metazoa, Chordata, Actinopteri, Salmoniformes, Salmonidae. The coding region runs from base 202 to 2751 and encodes 849 amino acids. The record is from RefSeq and is a predicted model, not a curated record. The transcript has 20 exons.